CCUCGAAGGCAUUGCGACAAGUCUUCGAGGAGUCUAUCGGCCUACGCCAUCGCUUCUAUUCUUGUCGCCUCGUUCGACAGGUUUGUGUGGGGGGUUUCCUAACAUAGGAGUGGACUCAAAACCUACUUUGUUUUGAGUUUAUCGAACUUCUUCACCGAAGCGCGCGGCAAAUGACUGAAUCCACCCACCUUUUCUGGUCUGUCUCAUGAAGUGGUGACAGGCAUCUCCCUUGUCACAACCUGACGCUUUCGUUUUGGUAUCUGGGCUCAGCAGGUUUUGGGUGGCCCGAGCCCCCAUUGACGACGCAUCAACUUGCGCCACCUAUGCCUGUCAUCUGAUUCUGGCCUUUGGUCCUCAAACCUGCCAACUUUCCAAGUGCCUGCCUGUCGGCUUCGUUCGUCUUUGUGUUUGUUCUUCACACCAUCGGAUGCUUCUCAUCAUCACGACCGCGCCUGUCAGGCAUCCUUUUCGCAAAUCUAAGCCCGAUCUGGCCCUUUUUUAUUUGAUAGAUAUCGCUACUACAACCUCCUCCCCAAAGCCCACUUCCACUCAGCAUACCAGGCAAGGUUCAAUGCUCUGUUGUCUCUAUCACUGACGUGUCAAGCACGUUAUCUACCUGCUCUACCUGAAUUGUCCCAUGAACAGGACUCAGCUGCUUCUGCUUUGGGCAACUCCGUCGCGCCGGCCCCUGAUUAAGCCAACUGCUUGUCUUUCCCAGCCGGCCCGAAGACCAUUUCUGCAGCCUCACUAACCGUGUCGAGGCUUGGCCAGCAUCAUAGAUGGUCGCCUGAAUCACCAUCUCCACACAGCUGUCUGGUUCGAACUGCCUGACAGGCCACCCGUUGUCUGGUUUGCCAACUCGUGCAACCCACCACUUGCCGACCCUCCAAAGAGGCUGGCGGAUCUGUGCCGCCUGGACCUGCAUUCACAGGCUUCAUUGUCACUUUGUCAAAGGUCUGGUUUUACCGUACGAUUGGGCAUCAACACGUCGAGACGGACGUUUGCUGCCGCGCUCAUCUCUUUCAAGACAAGGAUCCCUGUUGGCCCAUUUGGAGCGCAAAUAUCCGGAACCAUCCGGUAUCUACGUGUUCACCUCGCUUGCUAGUUGACACGGACUUUGGAGAACCACAAACAUGAGUCGUGAAUCAGAUGCUUCCCGGAGCUUGGGCCACGCGAAGGACUUCAACAGACUUGCAAAUGCUGUUCUAAGGGAUAGCGGAUCCAUAGGCACCUGCUCCGGAUCACUGCAGGCUCGUGGCGUGACGGGUAAAACAUGCUCGGAAUGCGCCACUGGGAGUCGAGAGGCACGUCUCGAAAGACCUGAUCUUCCACAUGACAAUUCCAACAACCCAGACCCUGAAGCCAACGCAUUGGGUUCCACAUCUACCCGUCGGCUUUUGUCCGGCCCUUCGACUCCCGGAAAACCCCCAUGUAUAGGUCGCACCAGCCGGUGCAGCGGGAAAGGCUCUAGCAACAGUGGGCUGCCUCGCCCUCGUUCCGGUUCUUGCCCGCAAAUAGGAGAAUGCCACGAAGCCAGGGGCUAUUUUACCCCUGGAGGCCCAGGAACAGCCCCCGCAUCACCAAUCCCAGGACGAGUUCGUGGCGGUAGCCACUGCCACAACGUCGAUAAAUGUCAAAUUGCUACGUGCUGUUGUCUCGACCAGUCGGCUUCAGCACAGCAAGAGGAUCAUCCAUGGAACGACUGCUUGGACGACCUUCCAAACGAGGUUUUGCUACAUAUCAUGAGUUACUUGGAGGUUUGCGACUUGCUCGCAACUUCGAGGACUAACCACCACCUCCGAGACCUGUCCCUGUCGCCGAUAUUGCACUCGAUGCGUCUCCGUCGGAUCCGCACGAUCCUCCCACCACUACUCCUGUCGCCAUCCCGCCCGACGCUUCCUGACCUGAUCGGACGCCGCAUCUUCCUGACGCAGACGACGGUUGUGUCGCGGAAGCUCUCCCGAUCGCUCAUAUCGAUCCGGCUCUCUCGCCGGCUGGCCGCGCGACCGUCGCCCGAGGCCCUCGUGGCCCGCGGCGUGCUGCCGCCCGAGUGGGGUGGCGUUGCGCCCGCGCUCGUGGCCAAGAAGCGCGCCGUCGAGAAGGAAAGGGUCAAAGACGGCCUCAGAGGCUUCGUUGAGCGUUGGACGGGGGAGGCGAAGCAGAGGGGCGAGGGCGUCAGGAGGUGGGAGGAGAGCCGCGGGGUUGGCAGGGUCUGGAGACUCAAGCGAUUCUGGGAGAGGGUCGCGAGGGGUGACGGGUUGGCUUGAGGGAACGCUAGGCUGAUGAGGCCAAGCUGGAUGUCAUCCGGCAGCGGGCCGCGAAGGUCUUUUGUGUCUGAGUCGUUGUGCUGUAUUUCUUUUCGGAGUGCUGGUCGCUAGCUGUACUUGUGUGUUGCGUGUUGAAUGACGAUGUGAAAGCCCAGUCGACCUUUUUUUUCGGCAGGUCCAGACAAGGUAGAUGACUGCUUGUAGAAUUAUUGUACUGUGUUUUCGCCUUUAUCCUACGCGUAGGGAUCAUUAAUACAGAUAUAGUAC
Pyricularia oryzae 70-15 is the source of this 2534-nucleotide messenger RNA. RefSeq lists its product as uncharacterized. NCBI's taxonomy places the organism in Eukaryota, Fungi, Ascomycota, Sordariomycetes, Magnaporthales, Pyriculariaceae. The record is from RefSeq and is a predicted model, not a curated record. Gene Ontology annotation, molecular function: protein binding. The transcript is spliced from 3 exons. The coding region runs from base 1134 to 2267 and encodes 377 amino acids.